AUGGUCCGCAGGGCUCGCCUCCUUGAGGCACAGCUAUGCAAGGACUGGAUGCUGUCAGGUUCCAGUGGGAUGGUAGGCGGUGUCCAGAUCACAGACACCAGGGACUUCCUGUUAGGGGGCAAUAAAAGGACAACAAAAGAAGGAUUCAGUGAUUUGAGUUUCCAGAACCUCUCUCUGCUAAAAAAUAGGUCAUGGCUGCGCCUCAGCGGUACCAAAGGACGGUGUCGGGCGGUUCUCGAACCUCUUCCAGAUCACAGAAGGAACUUGGCUGCCGUCCUGGAUGAAGGGAAACGCCACAGUGACGACGACGACGACAAUGACUAUGAAGACCCUGAGGUCCAGCUGCCAAAGGCGUGGCCGUCGAUGAAGAUUUUACCAGCCAGACCUAUACAGGAGUCAGAAUAUGCAGAUACACGCUAUUUCAAGGAUAUGAUGGAGGCCCCCCUUUUGUUACCUCCCAAGGCUCCUGCCCCCUCUGGGAAGCCAUCCUGGAAUGCAGGGAUGAGGCGACAGGAAGAGGUCUUUUUCAGGGACAAGCCCAUCUCUAAGGAUGUCAGAAGCCAGCGCUUUAAAGGGUUGAAAUGCACAGAGGAGAACAAGACUCCUGUGCCGCCUCCACGGCCCACCAUCACCCUCCCCAAGAAGUAUCAGCCCUUGCCUCCAGCACCACCAGAGAUCAGUGCACACUUCUCUCUGAGACAUGGCUUUCAAGAUGUUCAGAGGGGGCUCAGGCAGAUCAGCUCUAAAGACGUCUGUGAGGUCCCUGGAACAGAAGAAGGAUCUUAUCACCAGGAAAAGCCAGGACCUUCUCAUCCAUCACAAAACCAAACCACAGGGAAGAGUCCACCUGCCAUCGCCAGCUCUUCUUACAUGCCGGCGAAGCACAGUGUACAUGUCAGAGGCCAUACAGACACCAUGCAACGCUGUCUGCCUCAGAGAUGCCAAACUGCAGUCAGGCACGGCCCUCAUGAUCAAGUGUUGCCCUAUGAAAACACAAACACAGGAAAACCUGUCCCCACCAAGCCUGAUGCAAAGGAUGUCCAGAAGAAUGAAUGGUACAUUGGAGAAUACAGUCGCCAGGCAGUAGAAGAGGCACUAAUGAAGGAGAAGAAGGAUGGUACCUUCUUGGUCCGAGAUUGUUCCACAAAAUCCAAGGCAGAGCCCUAUGUCUUGGUGGUGUUUUAUGGGAACAAAGUCUACAAUGUAAAAAUUCGCUUUCUGGAGAGCAGUCAGCAGUUCGCCCUGGGGACAGGACUCCGAGGAAAUGAGAUGUUUGGUUCUGUGGAAGACAUCAUCGAAUACUACAAGCAUUUCCCCAUUAAACUAAUUGAUGGGAAAGACAAGGCCGGUGUGCACAGGGAACAGUGCUACCUCACCCAGCCCCUGCCUCUCGGCAGGCUCCCGCUGGCUCCGCACUCCAGCCAGGCACCUCACGACUAAGCAGCCUAGGCAGGUAUUUCCACAUCAGCAGCCUGGACCUUGUCUCAUCCUCAGCUCAAAGGAUUCAGCGCUUCUACCAUCUGCAUUCAUCUCAAAUUAUAU
Messenger RNA from Alexandromys fortis (reed vole), 1542 nucleotides. It is a transcript of the gene Clnk, whose product is annotated as cytokine dependent hematopoietic cell linker. Gene Ontology annotation, biological process: intracellular signal transduction; cell surface receptor protein tyrosine kinase signaling pathway. Lineage: Eukaryota; Metazoa; Chordata; Mammalia; Rodentia; Cricetidae. The transcript is spliced from 18 exons. Bases 1 to 1440 code for a protein of 479 amino acids. The record is from RefSeq and is a predicted model, not a curated record.